AUGACUGUGAGAGAAACAAUGCAGGGCUCUUUCUUCUCCCUCGGCUGCACCGUCAACGCCACAGCCUUCGGGACUGCUGAAGAGCAGGGAGAUCUGGAGAGGCCGACGCAGCCCUGCGCGACUGUCUCCUCUUGGAUUUACUUUCUCGCCGUCGACGUCAUUAUUUCCCACGAGCAGCAAGACAUCUCGCUGCUUCUUUCCAAGCCCCGGGGCUUCUGCGCCGGUGUCUCUCGAGCGAUCGGCAUCGUCGAAGAAGCCCUGCGCAUUUGGGGCCCUCCCGUGUACGUCAAACACAGCAUUGUCCACAACGAGGUGGUGUGCGACGCCAUGCGGAAAAAAGGCGCGAUCUUCGUGGAAGAGAUCUCCGACAUUCCACACGGCGCGGUAGCCGUUUUUUCCGCCCACGGGGUUUCCCCAGCCGUCCGCGCCGAGGCUGAGGCGCGACAGCUGCAGGUCGUCGACGCCACCUGCCCUCUCGUCACCAAAGUCCACGUCUACGUCAAACAGAAGGCAGAACAGGGGUACCAUAUCAUUUUGAUUGGACACAAAGACCACGUGGAAGUGAUGGGCACGAAGGGUGAGGCGCCCGACGCGGUAACCGUGGUGGAGACUGUCGAGGACGUGGAGAAGCUCGCCUUUCCGGCCUCGCAGAAACUGUUUUACGCCACGCAAACGACGCUGAGUCUGGACGACUGUGGAGCGAUACGCCAGGCGCUGAUCAACAAGUACCCGAAAAUCGAGAGCAUUCCCAGCGGGUCUAUCUGCUACGCGACGACGAAUCGGCAAACCGCCCUGCAGCGCCUGGCUCCUGAGACAGACCUCACGAUCGUCGUGGGCAGUCAGGCCUCGUCGAAUGCGAAGCGGCUAGUGGAAACGGCGCAGCGCCGAGGCACGACCGCGUACCUGGUGAACGAUCCAAGUGCCAUAGAUCCACGCUGGCUAGAAAACGUCACGCGCAUCUCUCUCACUUCCUCUGCGUCAACGCCGGAAGCCACAACAGCUGCAGUGGUUCGGCGCCUCCAGGAGCUCGGCGUCGCAAGGGUGUCUGAGCACGAGGGAAUUCUCGAAAAAGUUCCGCAGUGGAAAUUCCCCAAGAACUUGCAGGAAGCAGGAAGGAAGAAAGUGCAAGAGGAGAGUCGCCAUUCAGCUCGUGGACAGGAGGGACCGAUCGCCCGGGACGCGUAG
This is a messenger RNA of Neospora caninum, 1185 nucleotides long. Its product is annotated as putative lytB domain-containing protein. The record is from RefSeq and is a predicted model, not a curated record. Gene Ontology annotation, biological process: isopentenyl diphosphate biosynthetic process, methylerythritol phosphate pathway; dimethylallyl diphosphate biosynthetic process. The coding region runs from base 1 to 1185 and encodes 394 amino acids. The transcript has 7 exons. Lineage: Eukaryota; Apicomplexa; Conoidasida; Eucoccidiorida; Sarcocystidae. Gene Ontology annotation, molecular function: metal ion binding; 4-hydroxy-3-methylbut-2-enyl diphosphate reductase activity.